CGUCCCGCUCACCAUUCAUUGCGCUCGGGCCUCCACCACCACGCUCUUCGGCGUUGUCGCCAUAAAUUCUGGAUCAGCCCUUAUCAUCAGUGAAGACGAGCUCGGCCGCCGGCGUGAACGCGAGGUGACCACCGCUGCACGGCUCUUUCCUCUCGCUCCCAGCCGCCAUGGCGAAUUUAUUUAUGGCUCACGGCUGCUAGCUCGCCAAGACGCCAACAAACCCCGUCUUCCACGGCGCUAGCUGCUCUAGCCUGACGAUGGCGCUGCUGAGGGGAUGCCUCUGCAGAUCCGAGGAAGACUUCAGAGGGCUUCUCAACUUGGAGAAUCUCCGGUUGUUCUCGUACAAGGAGAUCAGAGCAGCAACGAACAACUUCGACCGGAGUAACAAGCUAGGACGAGGUGGCUUUGGAACUGUGUACAAGGGAGUAUGGGGAGAUGGCACCGCAUUUGCUGCAAAGGUUUUGUGUUCUGAAUCCGAGCAGGGGAUCAAGGAAUUCCUAGCUGAAAUCGAGAGCAUUUCUGAAGCCAAGCACGCGAACCUCGUCAGGCUGCUGGGCUGCUGCAUCCAGAGGAAAAACAGGAUCCUCGUCUACGAAUACCUCGAGAACAACAGCCUUGAUCAUGCGUUGCAGUUGCAGGUCUUAGGUUCAGCGAACGGAGCGACGAGGCUGACCUGGAGCACGAGGGCGGACAUCUGCGUGGGCACUGCCAAGGGGCUGAGCUAUCUGCACGAGGAGCACGAGCCGAACAUCGUGCACAGAGACAUCAAGGCCAGCAACGUUCUUCUCGACAGAGACUACAGGCCGAAAAUCGGAGAUUUUGGGCUGGCAAAGUUGUUUCCGGACAAUGCUACUCACAUCAGCACGGGCGUGGUCGGAACGUGUGGGUAUUUGGCGCCUGAGUAUUUUGUGCAUGGGCAGCUGACCAAGAAGGCCGACGUCUACAGCUUCGGCGUGCUUGUUCUUGAGAUCAUCAGCGGGAGGAGGAUCUCGCAGACUAUCCACUCAGACAUGUUCCUGGUGCGAGAGGUCGGUCAGCGCUCGUCUCUGCUCACGCGACUUGUUUGCAAUAAACCUCUCGCAUUUUCACUGGCGGCUGCAGGCAUGGGUGCUGUACCAGCAGGGCAGCCUGCUGGACAUGGUGGACGCGCGCAUGGAGGACUACCAGGAGGAGGAGGUGCUGCGGUACCUCAGGGUGGGGCUGGCCUGCACGCAGGCGGCGCCCAGCAGCCGCCCCACGAUGGGCCAGGUGGUGGCCCUCCUGUCGCGGCCCGUGUGCUCUGCCUCGUUCACGUGCAGCGAGGUCGCUCCGCGGUAGGCAGCUUGGUGGCGGUCGAAGCAGGUCCAAGUUGAACGCCCGAGGUCGGCCUCGGCAAUGUACCUGUACAUAGCAGUUGCACGUACGGGAGGCGGCGUUUGUGCUUGCCUCGACCCUCGAUGUAGAUUACAGGCGCGGUGCGCUCAGGGUAGCCGUCAUACCAGGGGCCAGGGGAAUUGUGAUCCAACUCGAGAAAUCGGGUGGAGAAUAUUGCAAAAGUAUAACAUUCAUCCCUCGAUGUAGAUUACAAACUGGAGUGAUGCGGCGAGAUAAAUCAAAAGAAAAAGUGUAUUUUUCAUCCCUGAAAUAUUGCAAAAGUAUAACA
Messenger RNA from Panicum virgatum (switchgrass), 1642 nucleotides. RefSeq names its product cold-responsive protein kinase 1-like. The coding region runs from base 258 to 1352 and encodes 364 amino acids. Gene Ontology annotation, biological process: protein phosphorylation. The transcript has 5 exons. NCBI's taxonomy places the organism in Eukaryota, Viridiplantae, Streptophyta, Magnoliopsida, Poales, Poaceae. Gene Ontology annotation, molecular function: ATP binding; protein kinase activity. The record is from RefSeq and is a predicted model, not a curated record.